GUAAAAAGCGACGAAUUCUGUAUAGCUCUAUCAGGUCUCUAGCAUGUUUACAGGUUUACAGUCAGUUUGUCAAAGGUUAAUUUUCAUAUCUGUCGUUACUGCUCGAUAUAAAGUUCCUGGGAAUCUAAUCGAACGAUUGACGUGUCAAUUGUCGAGUCAUCGAGGCCGUGUUCAACUAUUAUAACCUACGUACUACAGACUAAUGAUCAUGACUGAAUCUUCAUAAUUAAAAAAUAAAGAUUUUGGUAAAAAAUGUUGAAAGCAGUGAUACUAAUCGGUGGCCCAUUAAAAGGAACAAGGUUUCGACCAUUAUCGCUCGAUAUCCCGAAACCACUGUUUCCAGUAGCGGGUCUACCAAUGAUUCAGCAUCAUAUCGAAGCAUGUGCCAGGGUUGCUAAUCUCAGAGAAAUCCUAAUCAUUGGAUCUUAUCCAGCUUCUGACUUACACCAAUUUGUACAAGAGAUGACACAAAUCUAUGGACUCAGUAUUCGAUAUCUACAGGAGUUUACCGCGCUAGGUACAGCAGGAGGAAUGUACCACUUCAGAGAUCAAAUUCGUUCUGGUAGCCCAGAAUCUGUCUUCAUUAUGAACGGAGAUGUAUGUGCCGAUUUCCCAUUGCAAGAGAUGGUCAAAUUUCAUAAAAGCAAACAGUCAUUAAUUACUGUAAUGGCUACAGAAGCCACUCGCCAACAAUCUUUGAAUUAUGGCUGCAUGGUUUUAAAAAAAGGAGGCGAAGUAGAUCAUUAUGUAGAAAAACCCUCUACCUUUGUUUCAACUCUCAUCAACUGUGGAGUGUACAUCACUUCUCCAGAAAUAUUUCAGACUAUGGCUGAUACAUUUUACACUAAUCAACAGAGGGAAAAUCUUCUACACUUGAACGGCAAUGGAAAAGACCCAGCAUACAUGUCCUUGGAACAAGACAUUCUAAUGAGACUGGCUGGAAGUGAUCGAUUUUUUGCUAUUCCUGUAACUAACUGGUGGUCUCAACUGAAAAGUGCUGGAUCAGCGAUAUAUGCAAAUAGACAUUAUCUUGUCCUAUAUCGCCAUAGUCAACCAGCAAGGCUCAGUGUCACAGUACGUGGCAAAUGUCACAUUAUCGGUGAUGUUUAUAUUCAUGCAUCAGCAACUGUUCACCCCACUGCUGUGUUAGGCCCAAAUGUCAGUGUUGGAGCAAAUGCAAUGGUGGGUCCAGGUGUUCGAAUCCGAGAGUCAAUUGUCCUUGCUGAAGCACAGAUUCAGGCUCAUUCUAUCAUCCUACACAGUAUCGUAGGCAGAGGCAGUAGAGUUGGCGAAUGGGCUAGAGUGGAAGGCACUCCAUGUGACCCUAAUCCGGAUAAACCAUUUGCCAAAAUGGAAAAUCCACCGCUGUUUAAUACUAAUGGAAAACUUAAUCCAUCUAUAACCAUACUUGGUACCUGUGUUUCUCUGUCAGCGGAGAAAAUAUUACUGAACUCUAUUGUCUUACCGCACAAAGAUCUGACACGAAGUUUCAAGAACGAAAUUAUCUUAUAAUAAUCCUAAGGAUUCGAAAUUUGUGAGUGUCAAGUGCAACAAUGAUUGGUAAACGUCACAGUAAGCAACGACAUCAAUUUCAAGUAUAAGUCUGAUCACAGACAUUCCAAAAUCGAAGUGUUAUUGAGAUAAUGCUUUUUACUAUCCUCUUUGAUGUACAGAUUCCAGCGUUUACACAACCCUGUGAACUACGCACAAUAUAUUUUUAUUUAUAACAAUUAUAAAUAGAGUAAGUUGUAUAAGAAUAUAUCUAGUUAUGUAUGGAAUAGUAUAUACACAUAUACAUAUUGUACUUGUGAUGUACAACGGAAUGAAGCAUAAUAUUUUGCAAAAUA
Molecule: messenger RNA, 1847 nt
Organism: Athalia rosae (coleseed sawfly)
Lineage: Eukaryota; Metazoa; Arthropoda; Insecta; Hymenoptera; Athaliidae
Gene: Gmppa
Product: mannose-1-phosphate guanyltransferase alpha-A
Exons: 5
Coding region: 253-1512 (419 amino acids)
Biological process (GO): biosynthetic process
Cellular component (GO): cytoplasm
Source: RefSeq, a predicted model, not a curated record